[Torrubiella] hemipterigena is the source of this 3403-nucleotide messenger RNA. Lineage: Eukaryota; Fungi; Ascomycota; Sordariomycetes; Hypocreales; Clavicipitaceae. The record is from the annotation of a GenBank genome assembly.
GGCAGGUUGAGGAAAUCCUUCCCCCCUCCCUGUUUAUUGUUUUGCACCUAUUCUCAUCUUGUCAGAGAUCCUGUUAGCUAGGGAUCAUCGGGAUUAUCCUCUUGUUUCUAUUCUUAUUCUUCAUGGUUCGCUUCCUGAUUGUUCCUGAGCAUCGGCAGCCUAUCGUUGUCUUGGUUAGCGCCCAGGAACAAAUGGUGGAAACAACGGCCCCGCCAGCGUCCCGCGAGCGCUAAGAAAGCUAUUGGUUCAGGGACUCCCGGAGCAGGAAGAAAGGAAUCCAUCCGGCCCUGGCCCAGGUGGUAUUGUUGCUGCCCGCUCUUAGGCCGCCCGGUUGUUGCUGGCUCGUUUGCUGAAGCGAGCAAGGACCGCCCCUGUGGACAAAGACGCUCAACACAGACGGCGGGGCCUGUUUCGGCAGCCCACGCACCCCAAGCCACCAAUUACUCCUUUGGGCGUCACCCCCAUCAUCCUGAAGCGCCAACAGUCUGAGCGCCUACGUCUUUCUUCGAUCGUGCUACCUGCGACGUCUCUUGCAAAGGCACACGCCCACCAAAGCUCUGGGCAGAUCUCUACCUGUGCCUGGGGCUGUGCUGCCCAAAGACACACCCUGUCGUCUCCCGUACACUCCCCCCAAACCCACACAUACUGUAAUGCAUCGAACCAUGGGUCCUAUGCCGUGGGUAUCAAGCAUGCAUACCCACGGUGGCUGCAAGCGCUUCAGGACGGUGGCAUGGGCCAGGGGGCGUGGCUCCAGCGGCUUCGCCGUCCAGCCAAACUGAACGGUUGGCUAAAAGAUGCUGCCUUGAUACGGAAAGCUCAAGCCUCUUGCUCACCUGCUAUAUAGACGGUCCAUAUCGCCCACCUCUCCUCAAACACUUCCCUCCUCAUCAUCAGCAGUCCUUGUCCACUUCUUGUUUCCUUAUUUCCUUAUUCGUCAUAUAUCUCACCUAGAUCAACAGUCAAAGUCAUUCGUUUCCUUUGACCAAUCAGCAUUAAUACUAUUUGCUUCUUACCUAUUCGGUACCUGUUUUAUACAACGCUUUCUUUUCUCAACUUUUAUCGUCGAUACCUACACCAGGACAAUCACUUACACCUAUUGGACAUCACACCAACAUCUUCAAUAUGAAGACCACUUUCGCUAUCAUUGCCGCUGCAGCCGGCCUUGAGCAAGUCUCUGCUACUUUCGGUGGCAUUGGCCUCAACACCAACUUUGGUGCCUUCACUGGCGCUAAACCCUUCACUUGCCCCAGCAACUCCGACAACAAGUGUAUUGAGGUUCAGAUUCCCGGUUACGACUGGAGCGAUAUCCCCACUGGUGACAUCGGCAACUAUAAGGGUUGCAGCUUCAAGGGCUGGAAGUGCGUUCAGAACCCUUCCAAGCGCAACGGCCCUCUGGCUGCUCGUACCUUUGGCGACAGGGCUAUCUCCGGCACUUGCGGCUACGAGGAGGACGAGAACCCUGUGAUCUCUGCUGGUUCGGAGAUCGGAGACUUCUCCAUCCAGAGCUACCAUGUCACCACCGAGUUUGAUGCCCGUCUUGAGUUCCACUACGGCAUGCCUGACGGCAGCAUCUGCAAGCACAGCAGCCCUUGCUCCAAGGGCGGUAGCACCAUCGUCAAUAAGCAGUGCGGUGGCGCCAAGACUGUCAAGGUCGUCUACCCCAAGCACCAGAACCCUCCUGCUAAGAAGAAGUGCGGUGUCAAGAUCCACACUAUCAAGUUCGACUGCAGCAAGCACAAGACGACCAGCGUCAAGACCUCCCAGCCUCCUGCUGCCACCAGCACCAAACCUGCUACCACCACUCCUUCUAACCAGACCUCUGCCAAGACUACCGAGAAGAGCACUGUUCAGACCUACUCUCAGCCCGAGAGCUCCAAGCCUGCUACCACCACCUUCGUUACCACCUACCAGACCACCUCGACUGUCUUCACCACUUCUACCCAGACCAUCAGCAGCUGUGCUCCUAGCAUCACAAACUGCCCUCUUACCAGCGGCGGUACCACCGUUGUUACUGUGACUGUUCCCGUCAGCACCACCAUCUGCCCUGUCACUGAGACUCGCACCCACACCAAGCCUGUUGAGACCUCUGCCAAACCCGAGACCACCUCCAAGGUUGAGAUUUCAUCCAAGCCUGCUGUUUCCUCCGAGGCCCAGAAGUCCAGCAACCCCGUUGAGCAGUCCACUCCUGUCACUUCUCACGUCACAACUAUUGUCACCACCUACCAGACUACUUCCACCGUCUUCACCACGUCUACUUCGACCAUCACCAGCUGUGCCCCCACUGUCACCAACUGCCCUAUCAAGACUGGUGGCACCGCUGUCGUGACCGUGACCAUCCCCGUCAGCACCACUGUCUGCCCUGUUACCGAGACCCAGACUCACACUCGCACCAAGCCUGCUCAGGAGUCCCAGAAGCCUUCUUCUACUGAGAAGGGUGGCGUCACCACCACCUCUGCUGGUGUCAAGCCUACCGAGACUCUUCCUUGCCCCAAUGUCGUUCCCAAGUGCCUCAACUCCUGGCUUCACCUGAAGAAGGAAUGCAAGGACAACAUGGAUGCCGCUUGCUACUGCACCAGCAAGGAAUUCACUGACAACGUCUUCAACUGCCUGUACUCUUUCGGUGGCAACGAUGCUACCGUCUCUGAGGCCAUCUCUUUCUUCCAGGGCAUAUGCGCUCCUUUCAUCAACAAGAACCCCAACAUCGCCACCGGUGCUGACACCAUCACUUCCAUCAUCACUGUCACUGCUCCUCCCGCUACUUCCGUGGCUCUUACCACUGUUGUUGUUGCUACUACCGUCACUGAGCCGUGUGUCACUGGUGGAACGACCAUCCCUGGCAGCAGCACCGUCAGAACCAUCUCUACUGCUGUUACCGUUCCUCAGAUCACCAUCUCCACUGUCGCUCCCACUGGUGGUGAUAUUCCUCCUGCCACCCAGCCUACUCCUGGAAACAGCGAGGGCUCGCCUACUGAGGUUGCCCCUACCGCUGGUGUCACCACCUUCAUCAACACUCCUCCCGUCGGCACUGGAAACAUUCCCGUUCCCACCGGAGCUCCUCCUCCCGUCAUUGCUGGCGCGUCCAACCUGAACGCUGGCCUUGGCAUGGGAUUGGCUGUCAUGGCCGUCGCCCUUGCCCUGUAAAGGACUUGAGCAUUGCAUAAAAUCAAGUGUUGAUACAAAGAGUAAAAAGAAUAUACGAAAACUGGAUCAUGAGCGAAGGAAACGGUCUUUAUGGAGAUUGCAGAUAAGCUGAGCGGCCCGUGGUUGCCCAGGUUCUCUAAAGACCUGUUUAGGUGAUAUACGCUAGCACGAGUAGGAUUGGCUGUUAUUAAUUGCAAGUUUUUGAUUAUUGAUUAUAUACCCGUCGACUGAACGGAAUAAUAAUAAUAAUGUUGAUACAUUC